Molecule: messenger RNA, 2457 nt
Organism: Alnus glutinosa
Lineage: Eukaryota; Viridiplantae; Streptophyta; Magnoliopsida; Fagales; Betulaceae
Product: probable adenylate kinase 7, mitochondrial
Exons: 5
Coding region: 1415-2194 (259 amino acids)
Biological process (GO): nucleobase-containing compound metabolic process
Cellular component (GO): mitochondrion; cytoplasm
Molecular function (GO): AMP kinase activity; ATP binding
Source: RefSeq, a predicted model, not a curated record
GAACUUCAUACUUGCAUCCACUUUCCUUAUAAAGAUGCCAAUCCUAUAAUAUCCUAUCAAUUCAACUUGGAUUUUCUGCUAGGGCAAUGAUUUCAAUUUGUCAUCCAUUGUGGUUAGUUCAUUUCUCUAGUAAACUUAAUUCAUUGAUACUUGUUAUUUACCAAAAAACCAAAAGGAAAUAUUCAUUGAUAAAAGCUUCUUCCAAAAGCUCAGUAUUGUUUACAAUUAUCUACAGUUGCUAUUAGGAUGUCCUGCAUUUAAGCACAUGAUCUAAUCUUUUUAUCUCAUCCUUAUCAGUUGACAACUUAUCCUCCUUAACUUUAUCUUCUUUAUCUUGGAUGCAUGACUUUCAAUAUGCUCCCUCAAACUAAGCCGAUUGAUGAGGCAUAAAGAUCAAAACGGCUUUAAAGGCUUAAUAAAGAUAUCAGCAGCUUGAGAAGUAAAAGAAACAUGUCGAGUCUGCAAUAACCCAAGUGCAUCCGAUCCGGCUCAUGAACAUAAUGAUAAUCGUUUUCAACGUGCUUACUACGAGCAAGAAAAAAACAAUACUCUGCUUCAACACUAGAACAAAAAGACAUGACAUGUUUUUGUGCACGUCGAGAAAUACAAUUGCUACCCAAAAAUAUACAAAGACAUCAUUGUAGAAUGUUAAGGCAUAUAAUUCAAGGUGCGCGCGCACAUACUCUAUUCUUACCUCUAACACACAUCCAUCCAUUCAUAUUUAAGAGAAAAACCAAAUGACUUAAACAUUGGAGCUAUCCUCGCCCGACAUACCAAGGUUUAGAUGAUUCCUGCAUCUGUUCAUGCUCAAGACUAUCCCAUGCAUAUUUGGAUUGAGAUUGAACAAUACCAUUAAAUGUAGAAAUUAGAACUUGAGUGCCAAAGAAACAAUGUAAAGGACCCAAAUAGUUCAUAGCAAAUUCAGUAAGAACACUAAUAAACUAAUCCCUAUGCAUCACAUACUUUCCUUCAUGUGCAUAGGAUUGAGAAAUACAUGAUGAUCAUGGUACAUAGGAAUCAUCCAUUAAAUUAACCAUAAGGUGGUUCUAUAAACACGGAUUAUCUCCCUAUUUUUGGUAAGUCUGCAUGUAAAUUUGCUGGAUUUUUAUAGAAACAAAGUUGUCUCAUGCCGUGACAUGCACGUAAGUUGUCCUUGCAGGUGGAAAACAUUCUUGUAUCCUAUAAUCCCGUGACACGUUUACAAUUUAUGUCCCUCCUAUCCCUUUCUAUGAGCGUGUGGUUCACACGAGAAAUGGCGGGCAAGAAGGAUGGCAUUUCAUGUAAAAACCUCAACAGAGUGAGGUCAUUUCCACUCUUCUCUCUCUAAAACCCUCAUUUUCCAUUCCGUUACAACUUAACAGUUUCUUUCCCAAACGAACCCCUCUCUUUCUCUCUCUCUAAAACCUUACGCGUAAUGAUCGGACUGAGCCGCUUGACAACGGUAACAGCGUCGCCACCGCUGUACCGGCUGGCGCGGCUAGCUCUGAGCCGAUUCUACUCCGGCUGCGCCUCGGCAGCAGCUCAGCCGCAAUCCGACUACUACUACGGAGCCGAGAGCGAGCGGCUGGCGGCGGCUGCAGCAAUGGCGGAUUCGGAGGGCUCGGUGCCGAACCGAGGGGUGCAGUGGGUGUUCAUAGGGAGCCCCGGCGCCAAGAGGCACGUGUACGCCGUGAGGCUCGCGAAGCUUCUAGAAGUUCCUUACAUUUCAAUGGCUAGCUUGGUCCGUCAAGACCUCAGCCCUCGCUCUUCGCUCUACAAACAGAUUGCAAAUGCUGUCAAUCAUGGGGAACUUGUCCCAGAGGAUAUAAUAUUUGGGCUAUUGUCGAAGAGGUUGGAAGAUGGGUAUUACCGAGGCGAAAACGGGUUUAUUUUGGAUGGAAUUCCUCGUUCACCAAUCCAAGCUGAGAUCCUUGACCAACUUGCGGAGAUUGAUCUGGUUAUGAAUUUUAAAUGCACAGAGGAUUGCUUGGUGGAACACCAAGGAGAUGGUACCUGGAAAGAAAAACUCCAAGUCUAUGCAAAGCAGAGCAAGCCACUAGAAGAAUAUUACAGGAAACAGAAAAGGCUUCUUGAUUUUCAAGUUGGCAGUGCACCUGGGGAGACUUGGCGAGGGCUUUUGGCUGCAUUGCAUCUACAAUAUAUAAAUGCUGCCUGUUCUUCACAUGAACUCACCACAGGAUUCGAUUGGCUUUAGCUUAGUGCUAGGAUUAUUUUCCGUGCUAUUUUUGAGUUUACAGUAAAUAUGAGGCUUAUUACUAAGAUUCUCAUCCAUGUUAUGACUUUACUGUAAAUAUGAGUAACGUGAAUCACAUUGUUAGGCUGAAAGUCUUGUAGCAAAUGCUUUGAAAUAGUGUUGUGAGAUGACAAUCUCUUCUACUCAUGGUUUCACAAGUGUAAGCAGUUCUGAUCAUUCAAAGUGUAAGCUUACUGAGCUUCUACAAAUGACUUCUUUGUUUA